Molecule: messenger RNA, 2388 nt
Organism: Daldinia vernicosa
Lineage: Eukaryota; Fungi; Ascomycota; Sordariomycetes; Xylariales; Hypoxylaceae
Product: alkaline phosphatase-like protein
Exons: 3
Coding region: 176-1912 (578 amino acids)
Biological process (GO): dephosphorylation
Cellular component (GO): fungal-type vacuole membrane
Molecular function (GO): alkaline phosphatase activity
Source: RefSeq, a predicted model, not a curated record
GGUUGAUGCAUGCAGCUAGUUCUCAGGGACCUCGAACUUUAAACUUAAAGGGUUUUAGACUGUGUGGCGUACCUAACCUAAACUUCAACAUACACACUUACAACUAUCUCUAAUCACAACCUACUGUAUCCAUCAUCGCGUUGAGAGCGUCACUUUCAAAUGAAUCACGAUCGAUAUGGCUAAUGCGUCAACACCUCUCCUCAACGGCCACCGCUAUCCCGAUGCUAAUUUCGACGCGCUAAACGACUCGGAAGAGGAUGCGCUUCGUGGACAAUCUAGGGCUACACAUUCUGGUCGGUCAUGGCAUACUAGGCUACGAGAGGCUCUGUUAUUCGCAUGGGCCCUCCUCGCGACCGCCGGCGUGCUUAUUCUCGCUAUUUGGGUAUCGCAUCAGCAACAAACAUCAUCCGAGAAACCUGCCGGCAAGCGUAAUUUAAUCUUCAUGGUCUCCGACGGUAUGGGUCCUGCUUCGCUGUCCUUGACCCGUAGUUUUAGGCAAUAUACCGAGGGCCUCGAGUACGGUGACACACUCACCCUUGAUAAGCAUUUCUGGGGCAGUAGCCGAACGCGAAGUAGCUCCUCUCUAGUUACAGACUCGGCCGCUGGAGCGACGGCAUUCAGUUGCGGGAUGAAGAGUUAUAACGGCGCUAUUUCGAUGCUACCCGAUUCAACACCCUGCGGAACUGUACUCGAAGCUGCUAAAAAGGCCGGAUAUAAGACUGGACUGGUUGUCACCACAGAUAUAACCGAUGCAACUCCUGCUUGCUUUGCUAGUCAUGUUGAUGUACGUCAACAGAACGACGAUAUUGCCGUUCAAGAAGUCGGAAAUGGGCCCCUUGGUCGUGUGGUGGAUUUGAUGUUUGGAGGCGGACGAUGCCACUUCCUUCCGAACGGAACCGACGGCGCAUGUCGUGCAGACAAUAUUGAUGUAAUAGAAAUGGCAAAGAAAGACUACGGCUGGAACUACAUCAACGACCGGGCAGCAUUCGAUGAAUUCUGGGAGGGUAAGAAGGAAGUCCCCCUUCCGAUGCUGGGACUUUUUGCCCCAACAGAUAUUCCAUUUGAGCUGGACAGACGAAACAUGAACGACAUCUACCCCAGUCUGAGCGAAAUGGCGAAGACAGCCCUGAGAGCUCUCGAGAAGGCUACGGAGGACAGCGACCAAGGGUUUUUCCUAAUGAUCGAGGGUAGUAGGAUCGACCAUGCUGGUCAUGGGAACGAUCCGGCCGCACAAGUGCGAGAGGUCCUUGAAUAUGACAAGACAUUCAAAGCUGUAUUGGACUUUUUAGACGAGAGCAAGACUCCAGGAGUCCUGGUUGGUACUAGUGAUCAUGAGACAGGUGGAUUAUCGGUAGCACGACAGGUAAACGUUGACUAUCCGCAAUACUUGUGGUAUCCCGCUGUAUUGGCCAACGCCUCGUCGUCUUCAGAAUAUCUCGCUCAUCGCCUUCGCGAGCACCUUGCACAUUCCACCGAUCACUCCGUCGACAAGCUCAAGAAGUCUAUUAAUGAGGAAUUUGUUAAGCCCGGCCUUGGUAUUUUUGAUGCCUCCGACGCAGAGCUCACGAUGGUAGCCUUGAGCCCAGAGCAAGCUCAGUAUUCAUUCGCCCAGAUGAUCAGCGUCCGCGCACAGAUCGGAUGGAGCACUCACGGCCACUCGGCUGUCGAUGUUAACAUCUACAGUUCUGGCGGUCCCGGGGCGGAAGCGAUUCGGGGCAACGUAGAGAAUACUGACGUAGGUAAAUUCUUAAGGGAUUAUCUUAACGUCGACGUCGACGCCAUUACGAAAGAAUUGAACAAGAAGAUGGGUUCGAAGCGAAGUUUUGGAAUCAGCCAUGAGAUUGCCACAAAUGGAGUCGGUGAAGACCACUGGGCAGCCCAUGAGGAGAUGGAGGCCCAACGCCGUUGGUGAGUGUGGACCAUAAGAUUUAAGCGUAAAGAAACACUUGGAGUUGGAUUUUGGGGUUAGAAUUUGUCCUUUGAAUACGGAUUUAUCAGAAUACACCAGGGGAAAUAGCAAACGAAGCAUCGAUACCCACUUGCGGAGAAUAUAUAGUCUGCAUUAAGAUUUCAACAAGACUGGUAGACGGCACAAUAUUUAUCAUAAGUUACAGUUGAGCAAACUCCAGGAACUUGCAGGUGACCUGAAGCUCUGUCACAGUGUGUAUAACCACGCAGACGUUUCGUCGUCCCGUGGGAAACAUGUGGGAAACACAUCGGGUAUUAGCAGGACGCCACGCGCGUAUCACCUUACGGCACCGGAUUUCAGACGGGCUUCUAGUAAGUAGCACAGCUAGGUUGCUUGCUUGAGUGUUGAAGUGAGGCUCGUUAGAUCUGGUAGUCUACCUAAUAAUCGUGACCGCAUUAGAUAAAGAACAGGAAUUAAAC